This is a messenger RNA of Propithecus coquereli (Coquerel's sifaka), 993 nucleotides long. It is a transcript of the gene FAM177A1, whose product is annotated as family with sequence similarity 177, member A1. The transcript is spliced from 5 exons. Bases 155 to 862 code for a protein of 235 amino acids. NCBI's taxonomy places the organism in Eukaryota, Metazoa, Chordata, Mammalia, Primates, Indriidae. The record is from RefSeq and is a predicted model, not a curated record.
GGGCCGGCCCCGCCCCUCAGGCCGGCCCCACCCCUCUCGGCCAUCAAGUCGCUCUCACAGUGACUUGGCGGGGCGCGGCGCGAAGCGGGCGCUGCGGGUGAGUCCCACUUCCCGAUAGCCGGGCUCGGCCAGCGACUGGGCGGGGAGGUGGAGGAUGGCAGUGAGCUUAUCGGCCAUUACCCUCUGUCUUGCUAGCGCCAGCAGCCCUGUGGCGGCGACCACGAUGGACCGGGAGCCAGUGGGCCGUGUGGAAGGAGAAGAAGUCUCAGCGUCGGGAGCGGCGGCCGCUGCGCCAUUCAGGGAACCGGCGCGGCAGAUGAGUAACGAGAGAGGCUUUGACAAUGUAGAACUGGGAGUCAUAGGAAAAAAGAAGAAAGUCCCAAGGAGAGUCAUCCACUUUGUUAGUGGUGAAACAAUGGAAGAAUACAGCACAGAUGAAGAUGAAGUAGAUGGCCUGGAGAAGAAAGAUGUUUUGCCAACUGUUGAUCCGACAAAACUUACCUGGGGUCCCUAUUUAUGGUUUUACAUGCUUCGGGCUGCCACAUCAACCCUCUCAGUGUGUGACUUUCUUGGAGAGAAAAUUGCAUCUGUUUUGGGCAUCAGCACCCCAAAGUACCAGUAUGCCAUUGAUGAGUAUUACCGGAUGAAGAAGGAGGAAGAAGAGGAGGAGGAAGAAAACAGGAUGUCUGAAGAAGCAGAAAGACAAUACCAGCAGAAUAAACGACAGACCGAUUCCAUUGUUCAGACAGAUCAACCAGAAACAGUGGUAUCGAGUUCAUUUGUGAAUCUCAAUUUUGAAAUGGAGGGAGACACUGAAGUAAUUAUGGAAAGCAAACAAAAUCCAGUCUCUGUCCCACCGUAGAAUGAAAUGACUAUCAAACUUCAAACACUAAGGUUUCUUUUUUUUUUAUAUACCAAGAACUUUCAUAUUCUCUAUUCAGUGGAACUUAAUACAGUUAUUUAUGUUCUAAAUUAUUAUCUGGAAAGGGAAAA